GCGCCCUCCCGCCCCGCUUCCUCUCCAUCACAACUCUCCUUCCUGCUUGUGCUCCCACCCCCUUCCUCCUCCCGCUCCUCCACAAGCCCUCUUCCCUCCCUCUCGCGUCCUAGCCGGCGACGAGCUCCGCCUAGGGUUCGUUAGAUCAGGGGCCCGUACCGGCGGCCGGGGGAGGGAUGGAGGACUCCGCGGGCUCGCGCGGUGGAACCAAAUGCGGCGGCCUGGACGCGCAGAUCGAGCAGCUCAUGGAGUGCCGCCCGCUCCCGGAGCCGGAGGUUAAAACAUUGUGCGAGAAGGCCAAGGAGAUAUUGAUGGACGAAAGCAAUGUUCAGCCAGUUAGAAGCCCAGUGACAAUUUGUGGUGAUAUUCAUGGGCAAUUCCAUGAUCUUGUAGAACUUUUCAGGAUUGGCGGGAAGUGUCCAGAUACGAAUUAUUUGUUUAUGGGAGAUUAUGUUGAUCGUGGCUAUUACUCUGUUGAGACUGUAACGCUUUUGGUUGCACUUAAGGUGCGCUACCCACAACGCAUUACAAUCCUUCGUGGAAACCAUGAGAGUCGGCAGAUCACACAGGUGUAUGGCUUCUACGAUGAAUGCCUACGAAAGUAUGGCAGUGCAAAUGUCUGGAAGAUCUUCACUGAUCUUUUCGACUAUUUUCCAUUGACAGCAUUGGUGGAAUCAGAAAUCUUCUGCCUCCAUGGUGGUUUAUCUCCAUCCAUCGAAAAUCUUGAUAGUGUUCGUAGCUUAGAUCGUGUUCAGGAGGUCCCUCACGAGGGACCCAUGUGUGACCUUCUAUGGUCUGAUCCAGACGAUCGAUGUGGCUGGGGCAUAUCUCCUCGGGGUGCUGGAUACACUUUUGGCCAAGACAUAUCGGAACAGUUUAAUCACACCAACAAUCUCAAACUUGUAGCCCGUGCUCAUCAGUUGGUUAUGGAGGGAUAUAACUGGGCGCACGAACAAAAGGUGGUGACCAUAUUCAGUGCACCUAAUUAUUGUUACCGGUGUGGCAACAUGGCAUCCAUCCUUGAGGUUGAUGACUGCAGGAAUCACACAUUUAUUCAGUUUGAGCCAGCUCCUAGGAGAGGUGAACCAGAUGUGACGCGGAGAACACCUGAUUAUUUCCUUUGAGUUAUCUGUGUAUCAUUUUGAUUUUUGUCCAAGAAUAGUGGAUGCUGGUCAGUAACAGUUGUGUUGGAUCCAUGUGAUAAUUUAACCGGCCAGCAAAAGCAAGAAAAUGUCCGAAGCCUAGUGUAAGAUUUGAUCCGCUUUGGUCACUGCAUGAGGUGCCAUCAGUCUACCACCUAAACCGAUGUAAACAAUGUGCAAGAAUCCGGUGGUAAAUUGGCGCCUCUGGUGGCCCUUCGCCCCUCACUGUUUAGACGGUCGACAGAAAUCGAACCUCCAUUUUAGCAUAAGGUGCUUCAGUUGUGUAUCAGCUAGUUUUGUAUUGCUGUGCUUGUAACUUGUAACUUUUAUGUGAUUAGUGAGUGGACUAGACAAGCUGAUCUUCUGGUUUCAAGAAUUGGGAGGAAUGCCAUACUUAGUUCGUACA
Messenger RNA from Phragmites australis (common reed), 1548 nucleotides. Its product is annotated as serine/threonine-protein phosphatase PP2A-4 catalytic subunit-like. Bases 177 to 1124 code for a protein of 315 amino acids. The record is from RefSeq and is a predicted model, not a curated record. Lineage: Eukaryota; Viridiplantae; Streptophyta; Magnoliopsida; Poales; Poaceae. Gene Ontology annotation, cellular component: cytosol. The transcript has 11 exons. Gene Ontology annotation, molecular function: protein serine/threonine phosphatase activity. Gene Ontology annotation, biological process: mitotic cell cycle; peptidyl-serine dephosphorylation.